UCCUCUCGGCGUCGGUAUCGAUCCCUACUCGAAUGUCGGAAACGGGACGUCGAUGUGCCUAAAAUCGAAGCCGUAGAUUUAAAAAGACGAAAUGUCGGUGUUAAAGCAAAAUCGCGUUAUAUUUGGGAUUUGGAUCGUCGCCGUUUCACACUAAAGACGGUUCCUAUGCCUAUGGAAACGCGUUCGAGCAACGCUCUCUUCAAGAGGGCCGAACAGUUGAAAAGGUGGGAAGAGUCGGAAACGAAUCGAGUGUCGUCCGAUCCUCCGAAAGACAAGAAGAAAAAGAUCAGAUUUAGCGAUGGAUGCGUCUUCUUGGCCGCCUGCGCUUCCGGCGACAAGGAAGAAGUUGAAAGGCUCCUGAGCCAGGGAGCCGACAUUAACACGGCAAACGUCGACGGAUUGACCGCUCUACAUCAGGCUUGUAUAGAUGAUAAUUAUGAAAUGGUCCAGUUUUUAGUAGAACACAAUUGUGAUAUUAAUAAGGGAGAUAAUGAAGGUUGGACACCUCUCCACGCAACAACAUCUUGUGGCAUUUUAAGUAUAGCAAGAUAUUUGAUAGAACAUGGAGCCGAUGUUGCAGCCGUAAACAAUGAUGGUGAUCUACCUAUCGAUAUUGCUGAAUCCGAAGAAAUGGAAGAACUACUUCAGGCUGAAAUUGAUCGCCAAGAAAUUGACUGCGAUGCGGCUCGAACAGAAGAAGAACACAUCAUGUUGGAAGAUGCAAAAAGAUGGGCCAACAACCAGUACAUUGAAGACUGCAUUCAUCCCAAGACUGGAGCUACGGCUUUACACGUGGCCGCCGCAAAGGGAUACAUACGUGUUAUGAGUAUUUUAAUAAAAGCUGGAGCUGAUGUAAAUGCUCAGGACAAUGACGACUGGACGCCACUUCACGCUGCGGCUCACUGGGGCCAGAGAGAAGCCUGUGAAAUGCUCGUGGAGAGUUUGGCCGACAUGACCAUUGUAAAUUCUGCUGGACAGACUUGCUUUGAUGUUGCAGAUCCAGAAUUAGUUAAAGUAUUAGAAGAACUUAAGAAGAAACAGAAUUCUGUGAGUCAAUUAUUUAUUUAUUUAUUUAUAAUCAAUAUAAAG
This is a messenger RNA of Centruroides sculpturatus (bark scorpion), 1089 nucleotides long. Its product is annotated as protein phosphatase 1 regulatory subunit 12A-like. NCBI's taxonomy places the organism in Eukaryota, Metazoa, Arthropoda, Arachnida, Scorpiones, Buthidae. The annotation marks the transcript as partial. Gene Ontology annotation, cellular component: cytoplasm. The record is from RefSeq and is a predicted model, not a curated record. The transcript has 6 exons. Gene Ontology annotation, molecular function: phosphatase regulator activity; protein binding; enzyme inhibitor activity.